AUGGCAUAUCACCUUAUCAAAGGUUUCAUUGAGCAUCUCACAAGAAAAGAGGAGUUUUUUGUGAUUAUUGUGGGUAAGAAUGACGCGAUGAAAGGGAAGACGUUCCUCGAGAAAAUCAAGUCUAUGUAUAACAAAACGCCACCUUUGCCAUCAGACAAAAUCGCUCCGACGAUAGGACAAAACAGGGACAUCUUGCAGUUUUGGGAUCUCGGCGGCCAACGCGAUAUACGCAAUAUCUGGGAGAGAUAUUAUGAUGAGUGCCAUGCUGUCGUCUACGUAGUCGACGCUUCAGAUGUCGAACGAAUGUCGGAAGGAUGGGAAAUUUUCGAUGCUGUCCUCAACCACCCGCGAAUUAUGGGGUUGCCCUUGCUUCUUCUUGCUAAUAAGCAGGACCUGCCUGACAGCUUCUCCGUUGAGGCCAUAAGAGCAAACUAUGAAGAAUGGUGGCAACUAAGGAACGCGGAGGAAGCUCAUCGACUAGGUGGCCGUCAGAUAGAACGAAGAAUGGCUAGUCUCAACGUCAUGGGUGUGUCGGCUAUCGAAGGGACCGGAAUCCGGGAAGCUGUAGAUUGGUUGUUUCUGAGAGUGCAGAACGCUAGAAGGUGA
Cantharellus anzutake is the source of this 606-nucleotide messenger RNA. RefSeq names its product P-loop containing nucleoside triphosphate hydrolase protein. Gene Ontology annotation, cellular component: Golgi apparatus. Gene Ontology annotation, molecular function: GTPase activity; GTP binding. Gene Ontology annotation, biological process: protein localization to organelle; Golgi to plasma membrane protein transport; intracellular protein transport. The record is from RefSeq and is a predicted model, not a curated record. The coding region runs from base 1 to 606 and encodes 201 amino acids. The transcript is spliced from 5 exons. Lineage: Eukaryota; Fungi; Basidiomycota; Agaricomycetes; Cantharellales; Hydnaceae.